Molecule: messenger RNA, 594 nt
Organism: Rotaria socialis
Lineage: Eukaryota; Metazoa; Rotifera; Eurotatoria; Philodinida; Philodinidae
Source: the annotation of a GenBank genome assembly
AUGGCUUUUGCGUGCAUUCGUCCAAAAACGAAAGAUGAUUCCAAUCGAAAUAUUGAAUUAGAAAAACGAAUAAAUCAAUCAUCAACGGAAAAUAUCGAUUUAUCGAAUCUGAAUUUAACAGAUCAGGACGUUCCAUUUAUCAAUAGAAAAGUCAUUAAAAAGAAAAAAUCUGCAACUUUGUCAUUAGCAAACAACAAAAUAACGCCCAACGGAAUUCAAAUGUUGGUUAAUGCUCUGAAGAAAAAUAAAAACAUUACACAUCUUAUUCUAUCAUCGAAUCCAAUAGGAGAUGAAGGACUAAAAUAUAUUAUUGAAUUAUUUAAUAAUAAUCAAACACUUUAUCAUUUAUCUUUAAAUGAUACUGAAAUAACCGAUCGUGGGAUCGAAAUGAUUACUAGUGCGCUUGGAUCCAAUUCGACAUCUCUUCGAUGUUUGGAUCUUCGAUCAAAUAAAUACGUUACAGAUUCAUCGGUGGAUUUUUUACUUGAAAUGGUUGAGCACAAUGAAACAUUAUCUGCUUGUCGUUUAGAUAACUGUAGCUUGUCUCAACAAGCACAAGAAAAACUUCGAGAAGCAAAAUCAAUGCGAUGGUAA